Rubroshorea leprosula is the source of this 1063-nucleotide messenger RNA. NCBI's taxonomy places the organism in Eukaryota, Viridiplantae, Streptophyta, Magnoliopsida, Malvales, Dipterocarpaceae. The record is from the annotation of a GenBank genome assembly.
CAGCCAUUUUCGCGUGUCUGCUGUGUCUCUUUUUCUCCUCUGCAGCCGGGAAUGAGCCCAGCCAUCACCGACGCCUCCACUUGAAAAAUUGAAAAUUUUCCAGAUCUGCUGUCUUCUUCCUCCUCUGCUGCUGGCUGCUGCUGGGGUGAACUCAGGUUUUUCCUGUGGUCCCGUGGAAGCCUCCCCAAUUUCCGCCAGCUCUUCCCCCCCAUACCCACCAGCUCCAACCUUGCUUGCUGAGGAUUUCUGGUUCUUUAUCGUCCUGUGACCCUGGCAUUUGGAUUAAGCCUUCUGUCUUGUGCAAUUAAGGUAAGUAAAUUAUGGUAAUGCCCUUAAAUUUUAAAGCAUAUUUUAACUUGUUUUGGUGUGGUUUAAAUGGAUUUAUUUGCAUUUGAGCAUGAUUAAAAUGGAAAUUGAACUUUUAUUAUUUUUCUUAUUUUCUAGAAUUGAGCAUGCCAACAUGAGAUUCUUUCGAUUUAUUCUUGAAAGUGAGAACGAUUGUGAAUCGUGGAAUUUUUCCGUAAAUUUUGCUUGGUUUUGUCUUCGAUAUGGUCAUGUUAUUCGUGUGCCCGCUAGUGAGAGGUUUAUAAACGCUAGCACAUGUCGACAUGUUUACUGAUAGAACCGGUUCGCUCGUGUUAUCCUACUAGUGGGAUUAUACACUAGUAAUCGUGUGCUUGCCAAUGGGAGGUUUAUAACACUGGUCAUGACUAAUAGAAAAGACCACUAUUUAAUUUAUUCUGCAUUAAUGGUUUGUUAUUGAGAUGCUCUGUUUAUGUUUAAACUGUUUAUUUGGCAUGCUUUAAAUUUUGAUAUUGGGCACCCAUAUUUACUUAAUGAGAUAUUUUAUCUCAUAGUUUUCCUUGUCCACCAUUUCAGGUAGUGAGACCUGACGCAUGGGGAGCCCGGGGGAGUGACGAGCUAGACGGCUAAGCAUUUUUUGGACUUAGGUUUUUGUAGCUAGGUCGUUAGUCACCCAUGCUGACUUAGAAAUUUUUGUGUACAGAACCCCAUUAGUAUAGAAAUGACUGUAUAAAUGAAGUUAUAAAUCUUUGUAUAUUUU